UUGACAUGAUAGAUAGUGAUAAUAAUUAUGUGUGAACACGUAUGUUUUAUAUUCAGGGGGAAGAAAAAGUAAAGCUAAAAGAGGAUGUCCCGUAAAGCGGAAGUCGAGCACUUCCCGUAGACGAGAGAACGCGCCAAUACGAUUUUCCGGUUUGCGGGAAGAGGGGCAGCAGCAUGGCAUCCGAAAGCAGCAUGGCUAACGUUAACGGUCGGGAGAGCACGUCCCUGAACGGGGAGCCGGUCGUUAAGCGACCGCGGGAGGGUGUCCCGCAGGAGCACCCACUCAGGACUCCGAAGGAGCCGCAGAACAAAGUGACCGUCGUGCUCGGAGCGCAGUGGGGAGACGAAGGAAAAGGCAAAGUAGUGGACUUACUCGCCAUGGAUGCGGAUAUUGUGUGCAGGUGCCAGGGAGGAAACAAUGCAGGUCACACCGUGGUUGUGGAUUCUGUGGAGUACGACUUCCAUCUGCUGCCCAGUGGGGUGCUCAACAAGAAGGCCAUCUCAUUCAUUGGUAACGGAGUGGUGAUACACCUGCCGGGACUGUUUGAGGAGGCCGAAAAGAAUCUGCGUAAAGGCAAAGGAUUACAAGGAUGGGAGGAAAGAUUAAAGAUUUCAGAUCGCGCCCACAUCGUGUUCAACUUCCAUCAAGCUGUUGAUGGAAUCCAGGAGCAGCAGAGGCAGCAGCAAGAAGGGAAAAAUUUAGGGACCACUAAGAAGGGCAUCGGUCCUGCCUACUCCUCGAAAGCUGCCCGGAACGGUCUGCGAGUCUGUGACCUCGUCUCAGAUUUCAAAGUUUUUGAGGAGAAGUUUCGCAUGCUGGCGGAACAUUUUCGCACCAUGUACCCAAACCUUAAUGUCGACAUCGACAGCGAACUGCAACAGUUGAAGGAAUACACAGAGAGACUGCGUCCUCUGGUAACUGACGGGGUGUACUUCAUGCACAGAGCUCUUACUGGACCCAGUAAGAAAAUCCUGGUGGAGGGAGCCAACGCUGCUCUCCUGGAUAUUGACUUUGGCACGUAUCCUUUCGUGACAUCUUCUAACUGCACCGUUGGAGGCGUAUGCACUGGACUCGGGGUGCCUCCGUCCUAUGUUGGCCGAGUGUACGGCGUUGUCAAAGCUUACACCACCCGUGUGGGUGUUGGUGCGUUUCCAACAGAACAGGAUAACGAGACCGGGAAUCUGUUACAGAGUAGAGGCAGAGAGUUCGGUGUGACCACGGGCAGAAGGCGGCGUUGUGGUUGGCUGGACCUGAUUUUGGUCAGAUAUGCCCACAUGGUCAAUGGCUUCUCUGCAAUUGCUCUGACGAAGCUGGACAUUUUGGACACGCUGCCUGAGAUUAAAGUGGCCGUGGCAUAUAAGGUUAAUGGACAACCUCUGCCAAGUUUUCCAGCAAACAUGGACGUUUUGACACAAGUGAAAGUGGAAUACGAAACGUUGCCCGGCUGGUGCUGCAGCACGGAGACGGCUCGGAGUUUCGAGGAGCUUCCGGUGCAGGCUCAAAAUUAUAUUCGGUUCAUCGAGGACUUCCUGCAAGUGCCAGUGAAGUGGGUCGGAGUCGGCAAGUCCAGGGAGAGCAUCAUCAAACUGUUUUGAUCUCUCCGUCUUCUGCUUCCCCCGCCUCCCCCCUGCAGUCCUCGACACCAGCUCAGAUGAUACCUUGAGGUUUUCAUAGGUUUACCAGAAGAGUUUAAAAUGCACACUCUACCCGGUAGGAAUACUUUACCAGCAAAGGUACCUGUGAAGCCUUUUAGUUGCUGCUUGUCCAACACAUCCACGGUAAUUCUUCAGAUAUAAUUUAUGCAUUCCACCGAUUCUACGUAUUAAUGAGGGUCUUGAUUUUUAAAAAGCUUGUACAAAAAAGUCAAUUAUUCUUGAAGCCACUCCUCAGUAUAUUUUUAACAUUGGAGGCUAAUUUAGCUCAUUUGACAUCUGUUCACCAUGCAGUUAUUUUUUUACCUGUAGAGCCACUGAUGAACAGGUGUGGAAGCCGUUUGUAUUUAAAAGGUUAUUUUCCGACUUUGUUAUUAGAGGGUGAGCCAUGUUGUGGUUGUGAACUUUUCUAUUGAGCAAUUUUAGAUCACUUUACAAGACCAGACAUGAAUCAGUCUCAUUAAGUUUGUAACAUGCGCUCUAUGGGGAUUGUUGGAAUGGACGUAUUGCUUUGAAACAAUUGUUAAUAAAAGAAGAAAAAAAAGCAUAAAUUGACUCUAAGCAACUUUAGUUGAAGACAUUUUCACAUCCACACACAGAUUUGCUACGUUAGUUGAUCAUUUUAUGUAUUUGGUCCAUCUUGUAUGAUGCUUACUCAACUUGCUAUUAAAUAAAAGUCAACAAAAGGAAA
Messenger RNA from Pundamilia nyererei, 2343 nucleotides. RefSeq names its product adenylosuccinate synthase, like (gene adss2l). Gene Ontology annotation, molecular function: GTP binding; adenylosuccinate synthase activity. Gene Ontology annotation, biological process: 'de novo' AMP biosynthetic process; IMP metabolic process. Gene Ontology annotation, cellular component: cytoplasm. The transcript has 13 exons. The record is from RefSeq and is a predicted model, not a curated record. Bases 174 to 1595 code for a protein of 473 amino acids. NCBI's taxonomy places the organism in Eukaryota, Metazoa, Chordata, Actinopteri, Cichliformes, Cichlidae.